Halteromyces radiatus is the source of this 1292-nucleotide messenger RNA. RefSeq lists its product as uncharacterized. Gene Ontology annotation, molecular function: carbohydrate binding; hydrolase activity, hydrolyzing O-glycosyl compounds. The record is from RefSeq and is a predicted model, not a curated record. Gene Ontology annotation, biological process: carbohydrate metabolic process. The transcript has 2 exons. Gene Ontology annotation, cellular component: extracellular region. Lineage: Eukaryota; Fungi; Mucoromycota; Mucoromycetes; Mucorales; Cunninghamellaceae. The coding region runs from base 42 to 1142 and encodes 366 amino acids.
UUUUUUUUUUCAUCAUCAUCUUUUAUACAAACUAAAUUAACAUGGAAUACCAAACUUCUUAUGAAUAUACCUCUACUACCACUACUUAUAGCUCUGACGAUAAUGUAGUGCGUUCCUCUACUACUCAUAUUCAAUCUGAAAGCCAAACUUUGAUUGUGAAUGCCGUUGGUGCCAAUUUCCAAAAGGAUGGACAAAAACUUGGAACUCAAGAUCCUUACAUGCAAUUCACUUUGAAUCUUGAAGAUAAGAAGUCUUUCCAAAAAACUUAUACUGCUAAGAAUGGUGGCAAAACUCCUAGCUGGAAUCAAUCUUUCAAUUUGCCUUUGCAAGGUGAACCUGAUCUCUUUAUUGAAGUCUUGGAUAAGGAAACUACUGCUGAUGCCUUGAUUGGUUUUGCUGCUAUUCCCAUCAAUCAAGUGGUCCAUGCUCAAGGUGGUUCCAUCAAUGGUCUCUUUGAUUUGUAUGAUGUCAAGAACAACGUGGUUGGUGAAAUCAAUUUGAUCCUCCAAGCCCAAGGUUUCCAAAACUCAAGCAAUCAACAACCUCCAAGCUCUCCUGUUCGUUUCCAAUCCUAUGUCCAUGAAGUUCAUCAAAAGCGAUGCAAGUCUCUUCGUACCAAGGAACACGUUGCUGAAGCUGGUACUGCCAUCUUGGGAGGUGCUUUGGCCAUCGGUGCUGGUCUCUUGGGCAAGAAACUCUAUGAUGAUCACAAGAAGGAAGAACAAGAAGAAAAGGAUCGUGCUGAAGAAGAAGAACGCCGCCGUCAAGAAUUUUCUCAACGUGAAGAAGAACUCAAGCGUCGUGAAGAAGAAUUUGGUCGUCGUGAACAAGAAGAACAGCAAGAACGUGAACGUCGUGAACAAGAAGAACGUGAACGUCGUGAACGAGAAGAACGCGAACGUCGUGAACGAGAAGAACGUCAACACCAACACCACAAGAAGAAGAGCCACUGUAAUGAUGAUGAUGAUGAAGAUUGCCACCACAGCAGAAAGAAGUGUGUCGAUGAAUGGGAUCCCGUUGGUACCUACAAAGCUGGUGAUCGUGUUGAAUACCAUGGCCGUACUUAUCUUUGUCUCCAAGGUCAUACAAGCAACCCUACCUGGAAACCUAAUGCUGCCUCUUCUCUCUGGGAACUCGCUUAGUUUAGUUUGUUAUUAGUUAUGUAGUAUACGUUUUUACCCCCCUCCUGUUUUAUAUAUAUACAUAUAUUCAUUCCUCUUUGAAGAAAAAAAAAAAGUCAUUGAUCUUUUUGUAUUGAAAUAAAAAAAAAAUACCAUUGUGUACAUCCUUUA